Messenger RNA from Rotaria sp. Silwood2, 720 nucleotides. Lineage: Eukaryota; Metazoa; Rotifera; Eurotatoria; Philodinida; Philodinidae. The record is from the annotation of a GenBank genome assembly.
AUGCCAAAUCGACGAACAGCAACGUAUUCAGAAUUAUUUCAACGAUUAGAACAAGAGGCAACCAUGAUGGGCAAACAAUUCGACCCCCGCCAUAUAAUAUCUGAUUUUGAAGCAGCUUUGAUCCUAGUGAUUCGACAAAAAUUUCCAGCUGCAACACAUACGAGAUGCAUGUUUCACUUUAAUCAAAGUGUUCAUCGCAAAAUUAUGGACCUCGGAUUAGGUACCGAUUAUGCACAAGAUGCUUCAACACGUGAACAGUGCAAGCAAUUAAUGGCUUUAUGCUUAAUGCCUGUUUCUGAAGUGGAAUAUCAAUUUAAUCGUAUUCAUACAAUUGCAUCACCAUCAUUGGAUGAUUUAUUCAUGUACCUUUAUCGUCAAUGGAUAGAUGGACAUAUUCCGUUGUCAAUGUGGAAUUUUUAUGAUCUUAAUCAUCGAACAAAUAAUAUUUGUGAAGCUUACAAUCGACGAUUUGGAACACGUUUUAUGAAAAAAUACCCGAAUAUAUGGACUUUCAUACAGCUGAUCCAGAGUGAAAAUGCUCGUUGUGAACAUUUAAUAAUUCAACUUGAUGCAGGUGCAUCCUCUUCCAAACAAUCAACACGGAGAACAAUGUUUCAAAGUCGAUUUGAAACUCUCAAAACAAGAUUCAGCAGCAAUGAAAUUAGUGCAAAGAUGCUGUUGGAUAAGUUGGGAUUAUUAAUCGGUGGACACAAAAUAUGA